This is a messenger RNA of Tribolium castaneum (red flour beetle), 740 nucleotides long. It is a transcript of the gene Mpc1, whose product is annotated as Mitochondrial pyruvate carrier. Gene Ontology annotation, biological process: pyruvate import into mitochondria. The coding region runs from base 168 to 509 and encodes 113 amino acids. The record is from RefSeq and is a predicted model, not a curated record. Gene Ontology annotation, cellular component: mitochondrial inner membrane. NCBI's taxonomy places the organism in Eukaryota, Metazoa, Arthropoda, Insecta, Coleoptera, Tenebrionidae. The transcript is spliced from 4 exons.
AAACAAUUGUGUUAUUCGUGUUAGGAGUGUGUCUUUCAGAGUUUCAAACACAAAAAAUUCGUGAAACGUUAGCAGAAUGAUUUGGCAUAACCUUAACCUUGACAUUUGUCACAUUUAUUUGACCACCAGUCUUCCUUGGAGUUUCCAUUCUAAAGAAAGACACGAAAAUGGCAACUCUAGGGAAGAAGUUGGUGCAACAGCUCAAAAGCAAGGAGUUUAGGGAAUAUUUGAUGAGCACGCAUUUUUGGGGGCCUGUUGCCAAUUGGGGCAUACCUAUAGCUGCAAUCGCUGAUAUAUCGAAAGAUCCCAAAUAUAUCAGUGGGAAAAUGACCAUUGCGUUGUGUCUUUAUUCUGCUAUGUUUAUGCGAUUUGCUUGGAAAGUGCAGCCCCAAAAUAUGCUGCUUUUUGCCUGUCAUUUCACUAAUGAGAGCGCGCAAUUAGUGCAAUUAAGCAGGUUUCUCAACUAUAACUACCUCACCAAAAAAGAGGGCAAAGAAGAAGUUAAGUAAUUAACGUGAUUUUAGGUAAUUAAAUUAGCUGUGUAAAGUGUUCAUUUGUAAAAAGAGGUUGUUGGUACGUUAGAUAAUUAGAUAAGGUUUUUAUUACAUAACUGUGUAAUGCACUGCUCAAUUUACCUACCUUGGAGACCAAACUGAAAUUUAGGGACUGAUCUGAGAGUUAUUUUGUUGGUAUAUACAUGUUAUUUGUAUAUUUUUGGAAAUAAAUAUGUCUGUUUAAAA